Messenger RNA from Musca vetustissima, 611 nucleotides. Its product is annotated as putative carbonic anhydrase 5. The record is from RefSeq and is a predicted model, not a curated record. Gene Ontology annotation, cellular component: cytoplasm. Gene Ontology annotation, molecular function: carbonate dehydratase activity; zinc ion binding. The transcript is spliced from 2 exons. The annotation marks the transcript as partial. NCBI's taxonomy places the organism in Eukaryota, Metazoa, Arthropoda, Insecta, Diptera, Muscidae.
UGGAAUUCGAAAUACCACCAACGGUGAAUGGUGUCCGACCCUUUGUCAGCGGUGGUGUUCUGAAAAGUAAAUACGAAGCUGUUGCUGUGCAUUUCCAUUGGGGCAGCAGAAAUUCAAAGGGUUCCGAACAUAUGAUAGACAAUCGGCGCUUUGAUGUUGAGAUGCAUAUCGUUCAUAAAAAUGUCAUUUAUGCGACAGUGGCAGAGGCCUCCAAACAUGUGGAUGGUUUGACGGUGUUGGCUGUUAUGUUCAAAGCGACGAGGGACGUUGAUCGCAUUUAUCCCGGCUUGAAUAUGUUAUUCAGUAGUUUACCCAAUUUGGUUUAUAUGAAUUCCCAUUCCACCCUACCCGAAGAUCAUCUCACAUUGGGUCACUUUUUGGGUGAUUUAAACACGAAGACAUUUUUCACAUAUACUGGUUCAUUGACCACACCCGAUUGUGCUGAAGCUGUAACAUGGCACGUGUUCCCCGAACCUUUACCAAUUGCCUAUGAACAUAUUGAGAAAUUUUGGCAAAUUCGUGAUGCCCAUGGCCACCGAAUGAACAACAAUUUCCGACCACUGCAAGAAAAUAAUGGCCGUGUGAUACUCUAUCGUAGCGGAAGUUAUUAA